AUGCUGCGAAACCAGAUGCCGAGCUCGGCCUCGGCACUUUCCAAGGCAAAACGGGUCUCGCGCGCCUGUUUAUCGUGCCGUUCGCGCAAGACGCGCUGUGACCUUGACUCGGAGGGACGGUCCGGUAUACCACCCUGCCGCCGAUGCGUCGAACAUCAGCUGGAAUGUGUAUUGGCCAUAUCCAGGCGUGGUGGUCGCAGAAUCAAGGGGGUUCGUAACUCUACCACCCAGCCGGUCAAUCCCGACAGAAAAACAGGCCCGACUCCAUUCGGCCAGAAACCACCCAGUACCGCGAUACAUGACGAUGAUGAUGGCGAUGGCGGCGAUGGCGGCGAUAACAGCGAUGGCGAUGAAAGCGAUCACAGCAGGCAAACAGGCCAAUCUUGCGGCGCUGACCAUCGCCCUAUCGUGGUACGCGAUUCGCGAACAUGGCCUCCGGCUCCGCAGCAAACCGGCAACUGGCGCGCUGGCAGCUUCGAGGCCGGAUCCGAUCGCGACAUGGAGGAUUCAAGGACAAGCCCGGAUGGUUUGGAAGGCCACAUAGCCUCUACCGAUCUCCUCAACCCGUCUGAUGCGCUUGGCCUCCUCGCCCAAGUUGCCGACUUGGAUCCAGCUAGCCAGAAACACACGGUCAAGGCCAAAACUGGCGCCGCUCGCGGACAUGUUGCUGGCCGACGGCAAGACGCUGGUAGAACCGCAGUCGGCCAAUAUCCCCCGCUCCAUGAAGGUGCCUUCUCCGUCUCGGAUGCCUCGUAUCUUUUAAAGAGGUAUCACGACAAAUUCCAUCCAUUCUUCCCCGUUGCGCAUGGCAAGAUAUUCAAAGAGGGUUCAAUAUCCGAAUGGGCCGAGAAGGAGCCCCAUCUUCUUACGGCCAUUCUUACUGUAGCUUCCAAAGACGAUCCCGCAUGGUCCCACGUGUAUGAGGCAUGCUCUCGUCAUAUUGAGAGCUUCAUGUCCAAUCUGAUAUACGCUGGUUCGUCGUCGAUUGGAUCUGUUGAGGCACUCCUCAUCCUUUCAGAAUGGGCGCCACAGCGGCCUCAGGAAAACUCAGCCAUUGGUUGCGGCCAAGAGGACCAUGGCGCGUGGAUGAUUGUCGGCUUGGCGAUCAGGUUGGGGUAUUUGCAAAGGCUAGAACAGGCUGCGCUUCUGCCUGACGAAGGAAAGCUGUCGGAGGAAAUGAGUCGCAAACGCGUCGUUUGGGCAGCCUGUUACAUCAGCGAUAGGCAAGUCUCAAUAAGACUUGGCAAAGGAUUUUGGUCCCGCGGUCCUGGCCCAGCUCUAAACUUGCGCGCCGCUGAUUUUCCAACGCUGCAUGCUCAAGGCUUGGGUCCAGACAACAUGGGGCUGUUGUUUCAGGCCCAUCUUGAACUCACGCAACUCAUCAGCAAUGCGCACGACAUUUUGUACUCUUCAACAACCCACAGGAAGCACCUGUACGUUGGCGGAGAAUAUGUCCGAUACAUUGAUGACUUUGCCACAAUGCUGCGGAAAUGGAAGCUCCUGUGGGCAAAUCAUAGCUUCACGCCGCCGGUCAAAGCGUCUCUGGUGCUGUCCUUUGAGUUCCUUCGGCUAUACAUCAACGCCUUUGCCUUUGAAGCAAACUUGAAUCGGGCGGCAGCGCAAAAUGCUCAGGAAAGUCCCAGAAGAUCCAACGGGCCGCUGUUUUCCAACGUGGCUGGGAAGCCAGAUGCGCGGUUCAUCUAUGAAUCCAUUGACGCUGCGAACUCGCUGCUCAGUAUAUUAAACAGCUUCAUUGACCCAGUAGCGGGUCUCAAGUGCAUGCCUCUCAAGUACUGCCUGUACGUGAUUUAUGCCGCCGUUUUCCUAUUCAAGGCCCGGCUGGCCGGAGCCAUCAGCAGCGAAGGCGACCGCGGCGUCCGGCGCGCUAUUCAGGGGACGAUUUCGCAGCUGCAAAAGACGUCGGAUAAUCCUCAAAGCCUAGGUAGACGGUACGCCACCUCGCUCCGGCUUCUUUGGAGAAAGUCAUCCGCGAAGCAAUCCAGCCAGGAUUGCUCAAUGCGCAGCGAUGCGGUAUCCGAGCCAUCCGAGCCUUUGGUGGGCGAAGCGGAAGGACAGGAGCGCCCCGCGCCAACAGCAGCAGCCAAACCAGCCAUGGACAUGGACCCAUUGAGUGGGUUCUCUUGGCGGGACCUGGACUCUCUGGGGCAGUUUAUCGCAAGCAACACGACGAUGACUAUGACUGACGGGGUGCUCGGUGGUGGGGAAUUUGACUGGGACCACGGCUCUGGCGGGCUGGAUGAUGUCGCGAUACGGCCUCAAUUCGACACGAUGUGGGCUGGUCACGAUAUCAUCUUCUGA
This is a messenger RNA of Ustilaginoidea virens, 2319 nucleotides long. RefSeq lists its product as uncharacterized. Gene Ontology annotation, cellular component: nucleus. NCBI's taxonomy places the organism in Eukaryota, Fungi, Ascomycota, Sordariomycetes, Hypocreales, Clavicipitaceae. The record is from RefSeq and is a predicted model, not a curated record. The transcript has 7 exons. Gene Ontology annotation, molecular function: DNA-binding transcription factor activity, RNA polymerase II-specific; DNA binding; zinc ion binding. Gene Ontology annotation, biological process: regulation of DNA-templated transcription; DNA-templated transcription. The coding region runs from base 1 to 2319 and encodes 772 amino acids.